AGCUUAGGAAACUUCAAAGUGAGUCCCCACCGAGACAUUUCUUACCAAACCAAAGGAAGCAACAAAGUCUCCCCCACAUCUCUACUUCCCUUCACUUCAAGAGACGUUCCUUUUCUUCUUCUCCAUCUCCCUCCCUCCCUCCCUCCCUCCAUUCCAGCUAGAAGAGGGCAAUUGGAAAGGAAGAAAAACACCCACGAAGACAUCAAUGGAAACCUCACCAAGGCAUCAUCAAGAUAACCAGAACCCACAAUCUUUCCUUCCUUCACCAAAUAGCCACAGCAGCAGCAGCAGCAACAGUAGCUCCACCACGACGACGACAAAUAAUGUUGCACUCAACAACAAUAUUAACUACCCACCACCACUUCCGUCACCCAAACCCAUUUCCAGAUCCGAAUCCACUAACCCAUACCCGACAACUUUUGUACAAGCUGACACUUCUUCCUUCAAACAAGUAGUCCAGAUGUUGACUGGAUCGCCCAAACCCGCCUCCACCACCACCUCCAUCUCCACCACCCCAACCAUCUCACAACCCGACCCUUCUCCUAGAAACCACAACAUCCCUCCAAUUAAAUCCAUACCAAAAAAGAACCAAUCUUCCGGGUUCAAACUUUAUGAACGUAGAAACUCAAUCAAGAACCUCAAGAUCAACCCUUUAAAUCCGGUAUUUGCCAGACCCAGUCCAGGCUUUUCUCCAAGAAAGCCAGAGAUUCUGUCCCCAAGCAUUCUCGAUUUCCCUUCUCUUAUUUUAAGCCCGGUGACUCCUUUAAUACCCGACCCGUUUGACCGUUCCGGAUCAGCGAAGUAUACUAAUUGUUUUAGUCCCAUGAACAACAACAACAACAACAACAACAACAACAACAACAACUUCGUUAAUGCUAAUGUGAUGGAUACUGAUGCAGAGGAGAAAGCAAUAAAAGAGAGAGGAUUUUACUUGCAUCCAUCACCCGGAUCCACACCAAGAGAGACUGAGCCCCGAUUGUUACCUCUAUUUCCUGUUACUUCGCCAAGAGUUUCAGGUUCUGCUAGUCCGUCAUCUUGAAUAAAAAAUAAUCGUAAUAAAUGUCAUUUUUAAUCUUUUUUUUCGUGUAAGAUUUUUAUAUAUAAUUAUAUAUAUUAUUGCUGGCAUUGAUGGUAUUAAGGUGGUGCUGAUUAUGAGUAAGCAAAAAAAAAAAAACUUCUGAUGUUGAAUAUUUGAAGAGAAUGAGAGGAUCUUUGCUUCAAUUGUA
This is a messenger RNA of Populus trichocarpa (black cottonwood), 1226 nucleotides long. RefSeq names its product VQ motif-containing protein 4. The record is from RefSeq and is a predicted model, not a curated record. Lineage: Eukaryota; Viridiplantae; Streptophyta; Magnoliopsida; Malpighiales; Salicaceae. The coding region runs from base 206 to 1039 and encodes 277 amino acids. The transcript has a single exon.